Molecule: messenger RNA, 4194 nt
Organism: Planococcus citri (citrus mealybug)
Lineage: Eukaryota; Metazoa; Arthropoda; Insecta; Hemiptera; Pseudococcidae
Exons: 4
Coding region: 894-3863 (989 amino acids)
Biological process (GO): regulation of mitochondrial mRNA stability; mitochondrial RNA processing
Cellular component (GO): mitochondrial matrix; ribonucleoprotein granule
Molecular function (GO): RNA binding
Source: RefSeq, a predicted model, not a curated record
UCGACAAUAAUUUUUUUUUUCUAUCAGGUUGCAAAUAAUUCAAAUUUUGGUCAACGUCAAUUACACAGUGAAGCUUUGAAGCUUUCGACGCUGCGGUAUUAUCGCGUUCAAUACAUUCAACUUUUAAGCUUAUUCUACAGUACUCUACUUAUUCAUCAGCAGCAGAAGUCAUAUUGACAGACUGCCUUUGGACUGCUCGCCGGUGCCGGUAAUGAACUAACCUUCAAAGCUUGUAAAUGUUGGAAAAUUAUUUAUAUGAGAAGUAUUGUUUGAGAUCGAGAGAUCGAGUAUAUGUAGUUCGAGUGACAUUUACUUUUGUUUACGUAAAUUUCGAUAAUUAAGUGAGUGAUUGCUGUGAUCUCUGUUUCCAUUGUAGCUGGAUUUUUUGAUCUCCGAGUAGCGUGUGUACUCCUGGAUUGAUAGUAAUGGUAAUUGUAUCUCAACAGUUCCUUCAUUCAUUAGAUCAUCACCUAUUUUAUUUAGAAGUCGUCCUCCUUCGCCGUGUACCAAUUUUUUUUGCCUCGAUACCUAACUGAGUGAUCGUCAGUAGAUCGCUACCUAAGUAUUUUAUCUAAAAGUGAUCGUCGUUCGUUGUGUCCUAAUUUUUUUUGCAUCAUUAUAGUUAUCCAAAAUCAGUAAAAUCUUAGAUCUAGUUUUUACACGCUAUUGCACGAUGGGUCAUUGAAGUUACAAUGAAAAACCAUACAUCGAGAAACUGAACUAUAUAGUGCUUCAUUUGACUCUAAACCGAAGAAAAUUUGAAUCGGAAUCCUUUACGUUGGGUUGUUCAUAGCCAUCGAAUGAUCAAAUCUUGGAGAAAGGAAAGCGAAACGAUUUCGUCGAUCCGGUCGUUAUUAUAUUCUUGUUGAAUAACGUUCAACUGUAGUCUAAAAAUGUUCUCCAUCUGCAAAGGUCACACACAUCUGUCGAAGCAGUUAUACUAUUUUCACGCAGGUACCACCGUAAAAACAUUUCCCAAUCUUCGAAGUCGGAAUUACUUCUCAGAAAAAUCAGAUCGCGGGCAAGAAACAAGAACAGCUGUGCUUUCUAGCUCACAAGAUUACGUUUGUUCGUCAAAGUUAGUCCAUUAUGCUCGUAACUCAAAUGCGAAGCAGGCAUUUCUUAGCUUGUCAAAUAACUCUAAUUUUUCUAAGGAAUUACGUUACGUGCACACAGAAAGUAACAAAGAGAGAAUCGCCAACUUCAACAGACACGCUGAUUUUUCCAAGCAGUUGAAUUCUACGAUGAAAAAUAAAAACUUGCCUGAAGAAAUUGGUAAUUUGAUGGAAGAAUGGCUCUUACGUUUCGAUUCUUUGAGUGGUAACGAAGCUAGUACAGUUUCCGGUACAUUCAACAGUUUAUUAAGAGCAAAUAUUUUUGGUACAGAAUGGAACUCCGAAUAUCGAGCAAAUUUCAAAAAAUUAAUCAUUAAAUUGGCUGAGAAAGGAGACCACUUAUUGGAUCCGAAUAGUCGGGCUUAUUCUAAGUUUAGCUCUCGGCAGGUUGAUAUUACUUUGAACGCGCUAUCCAAAUGGAGUGUGUUGAAUAGUAAUGUAUGGUCAGGUUGCGUUCAAAUUAAUAACCAGAAAAUCACCGAGAUCGAUUUAUUCAGAUCUGUGAUUGGUGGUUUGAUAUACCGAGGAAUUUUCAUACUAGAGAAUGAAACAUCUGAUCAAUUCGAUUUUCGAAGUAUCACCAAUUGUCUAAAUGCUCUAUCGAAAUGGAACAUUAACGAGUUCGAUGGGUCCAAGAAAUUCAUCGGUUGUUUGGUAAAACAAGGCAUAAAGGUUAUUGAUCAGUUCGAUUCUUUAGCUGUUACAAACAGCCUGAACGCUUUGUCCAGGUGGAAUAUAAGCGAUUUCGAAGAUGCCUCCAAAUUUAUUGUACUGCUGUUUGAACGAAAAAGUUCGACCGGUGAUAGACUGACUCCUCUGAGCAUCGCCAAAACCUUGAAUGGGAUGUCUAAAUGGAACGUCGAUGAAUUGCAAGGAGCUAAGGAGUUCAUAAUUUACUUAACGAUACGAGGAACUUUGGUGGCGAAUAAAUUCAAUUCCAUGGGGAUCGCGCACAGUUUGAACGCUUUGUCCAAGUGGAAUAUCGACGAGAUGCCAGAAGCUAGAGGUUUUAUUGUUUCGUUAAUCGAAUGUGGAAACUCUAUCAUUGAUACAUUCAUUUGCCAAGAUAUUGCCAACAGUUUAAAUGCGUUUUGCAAAUGGAAUAUUGAUGAAUUACCCGGCGCCAAAGAGUUCAUCAUUCGGUUAAUAAAACGGGGAAGCUCGACAGCCAGUGGUUUCAAUCCUCAAGGGAUCGCCAAUAGUUUGAACGCGUUGUCAAAAUGGAAUAUUCUCGAGUUAGAAGGAAGUAAAAAUUUCAUCGUACAAUUGGUCAGAUGUGGAAUUCUAACAGCUGAUACGUUCGACUCGUUGAAUAUUUCUAGCUCCUUGAAUGCGUUGUCCAAAUGGGAUAUCGACGAAUUAGAAAGAGCCAAGGAAUUUAUUACUCGAUUAAUAAAACGCGGUCGUUUGAUAAUCAAUAGAUUCACUCCGCGGCGUAUCGCCAACAGCUUGAACGCUCUCAGUAAAUGGAAUAUUGACGAGUACGAAGAAGCCAAAGAGUUUAUUAUUGAGCUACUGAAGCAGGGAAAUUCUUCAGUCGACAGAUUCAAUGCUCAAGCGACUGCUAAUAUUUUGAAUGCUCUGUCAAAGUGGGAAAUUAACGAGUUCGAAGGAGCUAGAGAAUUUAUCGUUCGUUUAAUUAAACAUGAAAAUUCAACGAUCGCCGGAUUUGAUGCCCAGAAUAUUGGUAAUUGCUUGAAUGCUCUCUCCAAGUGGAACGUCCGGGAAUUGGAAGGAGCUAUGGAAUUUAUUACAGAACUGGUCAAACAAGGGAAUUCAAUUUCUGGUGAAUUCGAUUCGCAAGGCGUCGUUAAUUGCUUGAAUGCCCUAUGCAAGUGGCACAUUGUUGGAAAACGAGAAGCUCGAGAUUUUAUCAUCAAUUUAAUAAUUCGUGGAAGUGCUAUCGUUGAUGAAUUUAAUCCUCAAGAAAUUUCCAGCGGUUUGAACUCGGUAUGUAAAUUGUACAUUUUUGAUGGCAAGAAAUGGAACAAUGAUCAAUUGAAAAGCUUUAAAUAUUUCAUUAUCAAACUUACAGAAAAAGGCACCGAAAUAUGUAGCGAGUUCGAUUCUCGAAACGUCGCUUUAAUGUUCUAUGCUUUUGCAGAACUGAAAAUUCUGAGUAAAGAAAAAUGGACGCCAGAUGAACGGAACUCGUUGAAAAAUUUCCUAGUCGGUAUUUCUAGUUUACAUGUUUCGUGUAAAAAUUGCACUCUCCAGGAGAUUUCAAGAAUAUAUAAAACGAUAUCGGAAAUGAAUAUUCUUCGUAAUGAUGAAUUCGACUCCAACCAGAUUAUUAAGUUCGUAGAUCUCGUGAAUAAUCUGGAAAAUCGACUUCUUACACUUGGAAAUGAACAGAAUUCGGUGAAACCUGACAUUAAUAUCAAACUUGCUGUUCAAAUUAUCAAAGAUUUACCCGAGUUCAGAUCUAAAAAUCUUAUUCUGUCUGAAAAUCUGUUACUGAUUUCGUUAAUGUGUUGUUUAAGUAGUAAUGUGGAGAAAUGCGAUACUUCCAGUUUGAAGAAAGAUUUGAUUCAAAGAAGUAUUUUGACUGGGUUGCAUGAUCUUUUAAAAAUUGUCAGUGAAAUGGAAGAUAGGCGCGGUUUGGUUGGAGCGUUUGAUGAGAGUUUGUCCAAAAUAUACAGUAAGCUGGUUGGAAUUGAUUUAAAUCAUAUUGAUGAAAUAGUAGAUUUAGUUUAUGAAUUUGAUAAAUUACAAGUAAUUAGAGAUAUGCAGUUUUUGUCGAGGUGAAUGAUCGUUUUUAAACUGUUAUAAUUUAGGUUUGAAAACUUAUUCAGUAGAACGUGUUAUUUUUUAGUAGGUAAUUGCUAUUUAAAAUUGAAAGAUCAAAAACAUGUGAAAUGUACAAAAAUGAAGGAUUUUUUUCUGCCCUGUUCAAAUUAUUUUAGAUUACCUGUGUUUUAUUUUCACAGUGUUCUUGUAAAUAUGUAAAUGUCAGAACUUUCCAUUUUGUUAUAAUUAUUCAAGUGUUUGUUUUGUUGUGUUUUUGUUAGUUUUUAUUUUUGUGUUUUUUUUUGCAUUUUUGCCGGAUAUAAUUUUCAAUAAAUCGAUGAAAUUGGAA